Messenger RNA from Neofelis nebulosa (Clouded leopard), 11616 nucleotides. It is a transcript of the gene FAM114A1, whose product is annotated as family with sequence similarity 114 member A1. The transcript is spliced from 14 exons. The coding region runs from base 619 to 2304 and encodes 561 amino acids. The record is from RefSeq and is a predicted model, not a curated record. Lineage: Eukaryota; Metazoa; Chordata; Mammalia; Carnivora; Felidae.
AUCUGCACUGACAGCCUGAAGCCCAACACAGAGCUCCAUCUGACCAACUAGGAGAUCGUGACCUGAGCUGAAAUCAAUAGUUAAAAGCUUAACGGACUGAGCCACCCAGAAGUCCCAAGAUGCAGUUACUUUCGACUCUUUUGAUCAAAGAGGGUGUAGCCUGGGAAACAUUUUCAAGAUCUACAAUUCCAUCUGACUAGUAGCACCCAGAAUGGUUUCGGUGGCUUGAGAAAACAGAAAAGAAGAUCUUGUGGAACAGCCCAGAGAAAUAAAAUAAACCUGCCCAUAAAACAGAGGGGUUAUAGGACAGCACCACCUCCAGGACUAAUUUACCUACACCCCCUUUUCCGCAGCAUUCUCAUUGUAAAGGGAGAAACGGGGAAGGACAGGAAGAAGAACCAUGCCAUCUGAAACCAACAGAGAGAAGCUCUGUAAGAAAACCCUGAGGUGUUUGCGACUGGAAUAUUCAUCCUCCAACUCACAUACGUCUCCUGAGAGCCAGCCAUGCACGCGAUGAGGUGUCAUCCAAAGAAAAACAAAGACACGCCAAAAAAAACCUUUCUCUGACUUAGGAUGAGCAGCUGAUAAUUAAACGCUAGUGCAAACCACAAUAUUAAAAUGUCUGACGAUGCCGGUGACACCUCAGCCACUGGAGACAAAGCAGAAAUUACCAAGAUGCCCAAUAGCAAGUUUUUACCCAAAGAGACAGAAGCACACUGUGAUUCAGCUACGAUUCCAAAUGAGCCAACACCAGCUGACGCCACAGGAGAUGGGCAUGAAAAUGCAACCAUUCAGUGCGCAGAGACUGCAAGCACUCAGCACCCUGAGCCCCAACACCCCAGUGCCACGCAGCAUCCCCCCAAUGGAGAAGUGACUGAGGAUGCGCUUGCUGAAUGCAUUGACUCCGUCAGCCUCGAGGCAGAACCUGGAUCUGAAAUACCCCUGAAAGAGCAGAGUAAUCCGGCUGUGGAUUCCCCAUCACAUGGAGGGGGAUGGGCAGGCUGGGGCUCCUGGGGCAAAUCUCUGCUCUCAUCAGCAUCUGCCACAGUAGGUCAUGGAUUGACAGCAGUCAAGGAAAAAGCAGGAGCCACACUACGGAUUCAUGGUGUAAACUCCAGCUCUUCUGAAGGGGCCCAACCUGAUACCGAAAGUGGAGUCCCUCAAACAGAUGUGGCCACAGAUCAGAGUCCCACAGAAAGCCCACCCACUUCUCCCUCAUCCGGGUCUCGGGGCAUGCUGUCCGCCAUCACCAAUGUGGUUCAAAACACAGGUAAAAGCGUCUUAACGGGCGGUCUGGAUGCUCUGGAAUUCAUCGGUAAGAAAACCAUGAAUGUCCUUGCGGAGAGUGACCCAGGCUUUAAGCGGACCAAGACACUCAUGGAGAGAACCGUUUCCUUAUCUCAGAUGUUAAGAGAAGCCAAGGAGAAAGAGAAGCAGAGGUUGGCCCAGCAGCUCACGGCCGAGAGGACCGCACACUACGGGAUGCUGUUUGAUGAGUAUCAAGGUUUGUCACACCUGGAAGCCCUGGAAAUUCUGUCCAAUGAAAGUGAAAGCAAGGUUCAGUCAUUUUUAACAUCGCUUGAUGGAGAGAAGCUGGAACUCUUAAAAAACGACCUAAUUUCCAUUAAAGACAUCUUUGCAGCCAAAGAAUUGGAGAAUGAAGAGAAUCAAGAAGAACAAGCCUUAGAAGAAAAGGGAGAAGAAUUUGCUAGCAUGCUUACAGAGCUUCUCUUUGAAUUACAUGUUGCAGCCACGCCUGACAAACUCAAUAAGGCCAUGAAGAAGGCUCAUGACUGGGUGGGAAAAGAUCAAGCUACCAUAUCAGUAGAUAUGGCAGAAGAGGCAGAGGAGAACACCAAAAAGGAAGAAAAGGAAGAGAAACCAGAAAAUCCCGAAGAAGACAAAAAGGAAGAGAGAAGAACUAAGACAGUUGAGGAAGUAUACAUGCUGUCCAUCGAAAGUCUGGCAGAAGUAACAGCACGUUGCAUUGAGCAGCUGCAUAAAGUAGCAGAGUUAGUUCUUCAUGGGCAGGAAGAGGAAAAACCAGCUCAGGACCAAGCAAGAGUUCUGAUAAAAUUAACUACUGCAAUGUGUAAAGAAGUGGACUCCUUAUCAAAGAAGUUUACGAAUUCUUUAACCACUGUUGGGAGCAACAAGAAGGCUGAGGUUCUUAACCCCAUGAUCAAUAGUGUAUUGCUAGAGGGCUGCAAUAGCACGACAUACAUCCAGGAUGCCUUCCAGCUGCUCCUGCCUGUGCUGCAGGUCUCACACAUCCAGACCAGUUGUUCAAAAGCACAGCCGUGACCUGGCCAGACUCCCAUCUAGUGAAAGAAAAGGCAGGCCACAUUGCUGUGUUAUAUAUCAGCGAAGGGGAUGUUCUCUGCACAUCUGGCCACAGACGCCCCUUUGAGGACUCUACAAGCAAUUUUGCACGGACAGUAUGGAGAACGCAAGUUGAGAGAGAAUAUCAUUUCUCUUAAUGUAUAUGGUUGUUUUUACAAAUAAGUGUAUUUCCUUUAUGUUAAUUUAAGUUUACAAGGCUUUAUAUUGAUAAUUUCCUUUAAUUUGAAGUUCAUUCACCAAUAUUCAUUUCCAUUUUCCUGGUCAAGCAUGCUAUAUUUAGAAAUUCAUGGGUAGAUCCUAUACUUUUUAUUUAAUCCUUUAAAUUCCCACCUUUAAAUGUCCCAUUCUUAUGGUAUUACUUUAAAUCAAAUCUUAUACUGAACUUAGUUUUGUCACAUAAAUAUGGCAAAGAUAACACUACUUACAGAUAUUACCUAUUAUAGUAAAAGAGAAACAUAAGUAUCUCUUUAUAGUAAUUCAUUCUGAAAACAAGCUUUCAUUGAACUCCUACUGCGUGCUCACAAUAGAAGAACAUGAUCUGAACCCAGGAAAAGAGUAGUUAGGUACUCUAAGUAAUCUUUAUGCCCAAUGCGGGACUCAGACUCACAACCCCGAGAUCAGGUUGCAAGCUCCAUCAACUGAGCCAGCCAGGUGCCCCUAGACAGAUGCUCUAAAAGAGGAUUAAUAAUAAUUCUUAAAAUGCUUAAAAAUACUAAUGAAUUUUCCAAACCUUAAGAGGUUUGAUGAGCAAGGUAAAACUAGUGUUUUUGUUCUUUUUAAUGUUCUGCUCUUCGAUGUAUUCUUGUAUUUUUCCAUACUCCUUGGACUUUUUGAUCCCAAACUUUAUAUAUGGCGUGAAAAUAUGUAUGAAAGGGGGGUACUAAAAGAGUAUUCAGUUUAAACUAGACUUUUUGUGACCAUAAGUACAUGAUAGCAUAAUUACAAAGCCUGGAAAUAUCCGAAUAGAAAAUUAAAGGGAUUUGAACACAACACACCCCCAGACUGCAUCUUUAACUCCGAGUCAAGCUAUUGUAUAAAUACACACAUCACACUCCCCAGUGGUAAAUACCAUCAUCGCUUCUAAAGGGCAGAAAAUACGGAUGUGUGGCUUGACUAAGUGGUAGAUUGAUCCAUGACAGAUUUCACUGAAGACCCUGUGGCCAGGAGAGGCAUUGUCUGUGAACACUUCUCCUGAGCUCCAUACACUCAUUCUGGUGGGGGUUCAUCCGAGCUCCGUCAGCAUCCCGACGGGCAUUGUCACAAGAUGUCUUACUCCCUGGUUCUCUCUAAGGCAAAUGAACUUUGUACUUUUAUAGGGGUGAAAAUCCUUUGUUCACAUAUGCUUUUCCUCCCCUGAUAGAGUAGCCUGCCUAUGUUCCAUACAGGCAAAGUAGGAAUAUUUUAAUAUUAUCCUAUGUCUUAUUAGCAUUUUACUUGUGUCCUACAUUUCAUUUUGUGUAUCUCCUGAAACAACCAAAUAGAAAACAUGAGAAUAAUUAUUUACAAUCUGGAAAAGAACUCUCUGAGGAAUCAAUUAAAGAUGCUUUUUUUUCUAUUGUUUUUUGAUUGCCUGAAAUGUUUCUGAUAUUAAGUCUAGAGAAAAAUUAACUGCCAAAAAUGCAAUUACCUCUUCAUAAAUUUUGUAGGUAUUGUGUACAGAGCAGAGGAAAGGACUUAGAUUUACGAUUUCUCCACAACAGAUUUUUUAGCAUCAGAUGGAUUUAUAGAUGUUAACUGGAAAUGUAAUAGAAACAAGUAGUUUCAAAGGAACCAGAUUCCCAGAAACAGGCUUUAAGCCCAACUUCACCCAUAUAGUUUAUAGAAAAAUUUUUAAUCACAAAAUGAAAUAGAAAUCUGUAAAAGAAUAAAAGAAACAAUUGUUCUUUAAAAAGUGGUUGACAUUAUUUACAUUGCAUUUGCAUAUCUUUUAAUGAUAAAAUAUCAAAGGUUGCCAGGUAGAAACAUAGGCUGACAGAUGAUUCCUGGGGCCUAGCUCAAUGGUCUGUGAAUUACAUUAUUUAACAGAGAAUAAUCACUUAAAAUAUAUCCACCCUCCAGGAUUGCUCUCUUUCAAUACUGUUUUUCAUCAUCACUUUUAAAUAAUUGCUUCUUCGCUUUGCUUUAAAACCUAGCAAAGCACAGGAUCCAAAUCUGGGCAAAUGUCAAUCAGUUACUGAAUGAAUGAUUUAGCAGGCUUACUUUGGAAGUUUUGUAUUCCUUCAAUAAUCCUUUACAUAAAUUGGGUUCGUUUCACUCUUUGCAAUUACCCUGAACAAGUGUGCCAGUUUUUUUUCUUACAUCAAGUGCAAACUAAGUUCCAGUCUAAAUAAUGAAUGUAGUCCUAUGCCUGUGCCUUAUUAAAUAAAAAACAUCAAAAGUGUAUUUCCAAUUCAAAGCAAAAUGCAUCCAAGAAAAAUUGCUUUGGGGUAUUGAUACAUACAGCUCUAAAGGGUAAAAAUUGAGCCCCAAAUCUUAAAGCAGAGGCGUAAGCUUGAAUAUUCUAUCCCACUGAGGACAGAAUUCUGUCUUUUCUCUGGGUCUCACACUGGGCUGCACGUCACACUCAUGAUUAAAUGCGUAGUGUGACAAGCUGAGGCGGUGGCAGGAGUCAGCUGGGGUAUGCAGCAGCCUCAGCGACACCAACUAAGGAACCAUGGACCUCAGCAGCAGAGCUCAGAGGGGAUGAAGAAGCACCAGCCUGGGGUGGGUUAAAGGAAGCUGCUAAAUGUAGAAGUCUGAACCCAGAAAUGAGAGCAUUUCCUGUGCUUUGUAGAAGUCAGCUGACCCACCAGGAGCUCUCCUAUCUGGAAAGUCACCUUCUGCACAGGCCAGCCAUGCUGCUCUUUUUAGAAACAAGAGCAGGCAGAUUUCAAUCAAAGCCAUCGCAGAGGUCUAGGAAUAACAUCUUAGGGAAGUAAUUUAGCAAAAAUGCAAAAAAAAAAAAAAAACCUAUUUCUCUUCUUUCGUAAAAAAAAAUAGAGAGGGAGAGAUGAUAGAUAGAUAGAUAGAUAGAUAGAUAGAUAGAUAGAUAGAUAGAUAUAGGUAGGUAGGUAGGUAGGUAGGUAGGCAGAUAGAGUGUAUGCUGAACAGAUGGGGUGGAUCAUAAUACAUGAUUUCAAUCCAUGUUUAAUUUUGUAAGUGAAAUUAUUCUUCAGCAUCAAGGUAAUUUUUGUAAUGUAAAAUUUGCUCUUUGAUCUUCCUCUUAAGGAUGCUCUACAUUCUGGGGGCACCUGGGGGGCUCAGUCAGGUGAGCAUCUGACCUCUGCUCAGGUCAUGAUCUCACCAUUCCUGAGUUCGAUCCCUGCAUCAGGCUCUGUGCUGACGGCUCAUAGCCCAGAGCCUGCUUUAGGUUCUGUGUCUCCCUCUCUCUCUGCUCCUCCCCCACUCAUGCUCUGUCUCUCUCUCUCUCUCUCUCCUUCAAAAAUAAACAUCAAAAAAAACUUUUUUAAUGAAAGAUUUUUUUUUAAUUUAAAAAGGAUGUCCUGAAUUAUGAUACUCAGAUCCAGGCUCAACUUGGUUUCUUAAAUGAUUGUGUUUGUGAAGGCACAUCAGAAGAGAUCACACUGAAAACCCAUCUUAAAACUGCAAUUUUGCCUUCACAGCCACCCUUCACAUAAAAGAAAAAAUCAUGUGGUUCACCAUGUGUUUUGUUUUUCUAGAUAUCUCAUAAUUUAUUCAGGUUUAUGUUCAUUUUCUGUAUGUUCACCCAUAAUAGAUAUUCCUCUACAAUAUCCACUAUUAAACAAAUCUGAGGAGAGGCAUCAUUCUUUUCAUCUUUUUUUUGCUUAGAUCUGAAAAUAAUCUGAGUUAUCCUGUCCUUUGAGCAUCUUACCUUUAGUAACUAUUAAAUUAUUACAAUCCAAUGGUAAGAGUUGGUGUAUUUGCUAUUUCUGGCAUCUAGGGUCAUCAUCGACUGGGAAUAGAAGAUGAAUAUAGUUAGAAUUUUGUGUUGGGAUUUAAGCUACAUUUGCCUUUGUAUGGAUCAGAGAAUAUUUUCCUCUGCAUGAGUUGUCAGCCAAAAAGCAAUGGGAUUAUGUCUGCCUUUGGUCACUGCUGACUCACUUGACAGGCCUGUCUCUUCUAUUAGUCUCAAAGGAAUUCUAUACUGCAGAAGAAUAAUAUGUACAAUUUUUAUAUGCCUGCAAUGAGUACAGAAUUUAGGGUGAUUCAGAGAUGAUCCAUCUCCCUGCCCUGGGUUUCACCGCUGGGCUUCUAGAACUGCCAUUUGGAGGAAAAAGCCAGCGUAGAAGCCAAGGCCAGAUGGAUGGAACCUUGGCAAAAAGCAAAGCUAAGCCUCUGCCUUUGAGUCCCUGCCAUCUUUCUCCUUUUUCUCUCUCAGGAUUUUUUUUUUUGACAGUUAGUAAAUGCCUCUCUUCCAGGAUCAGCUUUUACAGUCCUAUCUCUUCUAUAUCUCUUCUUCCCUUUCCCUUUCUCUAUGUUUAUGCUAUCCUUUUCCCAAUUACCUCAUCAGAAAACAAUCCAUCCAAAAGAUUGCAAUAGUAAUAAAUAAUAUGUAUUUACUAUCUGCAGGACACUGUGCCGAGUAUUUUAUAAGCAUUAUCCCAUUUAAUCUCCAUAAUUCCAGUAUUGGGUAGAUAUUAUUACAAUCUCCACUGCCCAAAUGAGAAGAACACUGAACCUCAGAGACAUUAUAUAAUUCAUCCAACAUUACACAACUAGUAAAACAGAGCCAGGAUUCAAACCCAGGGCAGUUUGACCAGACUAGCUAGCACCUGAAAGUAUUAUGCACAGCCUCCAAACAAAAGAAACAUAAUCUGUUAUUUUUAGAGACAUCUGAACACUUACAUGUUUAGCUCUCUUUACACCAUGAGGUGGAUUUGUAGCUGAAAGGUUUGGUUGUCAGCUUUGGUUGUUUCCAUGCAACUGAGGACAAACUGAGACUAAAGAGACACAGAAUGAAGCCACACAAGGUCACCCCUGGAUUAUUCUCACCCCAGGCUAGCCACAUCACUGGCUUCACAGACAUUUACAACAAGCAGCUUCCUGGCCAUCAACACAGCAUCCUGUCUCACAGGUGCUAAAAUGGCUCCAUUUCCUCCUCCCCCCCACCCCCCUUUCCCUGGUGCCAGGGAAACCUGUAAAUCACCACCCUUCCCUUCCUGAAAAUCCUUAACCCUCUACUACCUGCCUGGAGCAUUGGGACUUUUUUUGUUUUCCUUGCCUUGAAGAUUAUCGACUCAUCUAGGCAGCUGUUUAGCUGAUUCUUUAGUACCAGGUGCUGUGAGAUACUAAUAAAUGUUUUAAAGAUGUACUAAAUAACGCCUUCUUUUCUCUAAGCUUGGUGUUGUUCUCUACAAAGCCCAAGAAAUGAUGGUGGUGAUGGCAGUAGUGGUGGCAUUCUUAUUUAUUGAGUGCUUACUAUGUUCCAGACACUUUACCUCUGUGAUCUCAUUUAAUCCCCAAUGUCAGUCUUAUGAGAUAGCUACUAUUAUUGUACCCAUUUUGCAGAUGAAAAAGAAAGCUCAAAGGGACUAAAUAAUUUCUACGUUAUCCAACUAGUAAUUGGAAGAGCCAAGGUUUAUGUCCGGGCACUAUAUAAAAUGCUAGACAGAGCCCAUGGACAAGCAGAUAUCUGGUCAUAAAAAGGACUCUCCCUUGGGUUGAGUUCUCUUCAGCCAACAUCUGGGCUCUUUUCUUCCCAUCCUGUGGCUCCAGGCAGAGAUAAAUUGUUCCACAAAUCUCCCAGUCAGAGGCCUGACCACAUUUUUUUCCUGCCAAUGCCUCUGAUUCCAAGAGAAGGUGGGCAACCUAUAUACAUCCCAUUCUCUCUCAUGUGAUAAACCUCAUAUUGAGUGAUCCAUUUCUCACUGAAACCAAUGAUUGCCUUUUUUGACACUUGUGUAGAAAAGCUCUGGUUUGCUAUCUCUGCAAAAAAAAAAAAAAAAAAGAAUCCAUAACUAGGAAAUGUGAUAAAGGACAAGAAACCAAAUGAUGAACAACAGGGCAGAAAGACUGGCCAAGCCAUUUAUGUCAGAAAGAAGUAUUUGGUCCUAGAGGGCAUCUUCUGUCAGGGAUGUAUAGGAUACUUUCAUUCCAGAAAGCCUCACAGCUCCCUCCCUCACUUGUUCCACAUCUUUAUUUAAAGUCCACCUUCUCAGCAAGAUCUCUUCAGGUUGAAUUUCAGCCUUCCCAAUAUUUUAUAUUCCCUUUCCCUCCUUUGUUUUUUUCUCCAUAGGAUGUAUCAUUAGCUAACAUCCUUUGUAUCUUACUUGUCUAUUAUAUGUCUCUUGCACUAGGAUGUAAAUUCCAUAAGACAGAGAUAUUUUUUUUUGUUACCAUAUUCCCAACACCCAAAGCUGGUGCUUGGCACAUAGUAGGUGCUCAGCAAUUAUUUAUUGAAUGAACAAAUACAUCAAAGUCUGUAAAAACUGAAUGAGAAGAUGGAAACAACCAUAUUAUAGGGCAAUUAAUGAGAGAAUGUCUGGUUGAGUUACAUUAUAAACUGUUAACUAUUGAAGUAAUUGUGUCCAUUUUAAUGGUAUUUGAUGUUUUAGGAAAAAUGGAUAUGAUUUGGAGGCUUAGAAAUAUAUGAACAUUUUUUCCAUUAAAGUGAAUGAAAUUUACAUUUUUUACUUAGAAGAAUUCACUCUAUGAGAGAUUUUUCAAGACUCUUUGUCAGGCAUGGAUAGACUAUGAUGAAAAAUUAAGGCCACUUAAGGGCCCCUGGUGGCUUAGUCAAUUAAGCAUCGGACUCUUGGUUUGGCUCAGGUCAUGAUCUCAUGGUUCAUGGGAUCAAGACCUAUGUCAGGCUGUGCCAACAGUGUGGAGCCUGCUUGGGAUACUCUCUCCCAUGCUCUACCCCGCCCCCACUUGCAUGAUCUCUCUCUCUCUCUCUCUCUCUCUGUCUCUCUCUGUCUCUCUCUCUCAAAAAUAAACAUUUAAAAAGAAUUAAAACCCAGACACCUGGGUGGCUCAGUCAGUUGAACAUCCAACUCUUGAUUUCAGCUCAGGUCAUGAUCUCACAGUUCAAGCCAUGCAUCUGGCUCUGUACUUACAGCCUGGAGUCUGCUUGGGAUUCUCUCUCUCUCCUCUCUCUCUCUCUGCUCCUCCCCCACUCCCAUGCUCACUUGUGUGCUCUCUCUCACUCUCUCUCUCUCUCAAAGUAAAUAAAUAAGCUUAAAAAAAUUAAAACCACCUAAAUAAGUAACGAUGGUAUACUGAUGCUGUGGAAUAAUAUGCAACAGUUAAAAAGAAUAAAAAGAAUAUGCCUUAGUCAUUUUGGACUAGUAUAACAAACACAGCAUAGACUGCCUAGCUUAAAGAACAAACAUUUAUUUCUCCAGUUCUGGAGGUUGGGCAGUCCAAGAUCAUGGUGCCAGCAGAUCCAGUGUCAUGGGAGAGCCCACUUCCUGGUUUGCAGAUGGCUGUCUUUUCAUUGUAUCCUCACAUGGCAGAGAGCAGAGAGAGAGCCAGGAAACAAGCUCUCUGCAUCUCUUCUUAUAAGGGCAUUGGUCCCAUUCAUGAGGGUUCCCCUCUUACCACCCAAAUACCUCCCAAAGGCCCCAUUUCCAAAACCCUGGGGAUUAGGCUUGAACAUAUGAAUUUUGGGGGACACAAACAUUCAGUCCAUAGCACAAUGGAAUAGACCUCUGUACUAACAGAUCUCCAAGAUGUAUUAUGCAGUGCAAAAAGAAAGUCACAGUAUGGCACUUGUAGAAAGUCUAUCGAAAAUAACACAUGCACCCACAUCCCUAAAGAAGAUCUAGAAAGAUACACGUAUAAUUACAACAAUGUUUGUGACCAGGGGUGGAAAGGGUUGUGAUAAGGUGGAGGAGAACCUCAGAAUUUUGUAUAGUGAUUAAAGGGGACUCCAGUGUUAUUUGUAAUAAUUAAAUAUUUUUAUAAUGAAAAUGUAUUAAUGGAUGACUUAUGUAACAACAUUUUUAAAAAUCAAAACAAGAAGCAAAAGAAAAUUGCUUCUGAUCAGGGAGAUAGGGGACAGGACCCUGCCAAUGACUUCAAGUAUAGAACACACAAAUUAUUUUUCAAUAGAAGAGCCAGAAAUGUGAGUGAAGGCAUCUACAUGCUUUGGAUUUCUUCAUCAUCAAUAUUCCUAUAAGGUUCUAAGACAAAUUUGAUGACCAUGCAAAUUUCUUUUUCCUUUCCUCAGAGAAGCCCAACCCAAAUGCGUAGUUUGUAAAGGCUGUGAUGAUGUAAACAGAAAAAUUUGUCAUUUCCAUCCCAUUGGAGAAGGACUCCAAAAACUUUCUCAGCCAGAUAGUCUCUGUAAUCUUCCUACUAAACCCAAACAGCUGUGAGAUACAUAAUGGCCAAAGAAGCAAUUUCAAAAACUUCUGGAGGGAAACACCACACAAAUGAACGAGUCUGUGGUUCAGAGUUAUUAGCUUGAUGCCCAAAUGCAUAUCAUAUUUGCAAGAGGCAGUUUACAAUCUGCUCUUCUUGACAAGUGUAGCACAAGGGGAUUUAAAUUCCUGCAUUUGCAAUUUCUGUCUCUCUCCAAAUUUAUGGCAAAAUUGUAGACACGAAUAAUGUGUCAGGGUUGAAUGAAUUGAGGUCUCUGCUCUCCUCCUACAGCUCCAUUUCAUUCAAAGGAGAGUAAUAAAUGGAAAGUAAAGCAAAGUCUCAGUAGAUAACGAAUCCGAGUCCUAAUGACCUUCCUGAACUACAAAAUGGAUUUGUAACUUAUUUGGCAUUGCCCAGACUAUUUGGUGCCUGUAGUGAGGUGUGAAAACAUUUGAGCCAUUUUGGGCCACAACUCUGCAUUUUAAGCAUUUCCUCAAUGAUUCAUGAAGGGUCAGAACUACCUUUCCCUGGCAAGGUAAAAAUCUAUCAAUGGUAAUGAAAGACUCAUUUCCAUCCUGCCCUGUACACUACCUUGAUGAGGUUGUGAUUGAUUAUUAAGGAGUCUUGAUCUGUUCUGCAGCCCCUGGGACCAUAGCAUGACCAUUUAUAUAAGAUAUGGGUGUUAUAAGUUAAUGCCUGCUAUGCCAUACCUCUCUUUCUUUUAAAACCACUUGGUCUUUGGCAAGGAUUAUAAAGACUCACAUUUACUCUAGCGAGGUCAUGUGCAGAAUAACAUGUUUGCUUGCUGAACAGUACCCAGUCUGUCACUUGACUGGUCAUCUCUAUCUGGAUUUGCUGCAAACACAGCAGUUGGUCAGUCAUUGCUAGGCCAUUGAUACCUAAUGAGAAUAAUAUAUGUCAAAUGGUCUGAAAUUAGUUGGCUGAAAAAAUGAAAGACUUGUUGAUUUUUAAAAGCAGGAAUAAAGUCCUCCAUGUUUUGCAUCCGAA